AUGUCGUCCCUUUACAGACGCCUCCACGGCUUAUUCCUCACCAACAAGAGUUACAAACCCGCCACCAGAGUCACCAAGGCUACCACCACAGCCACCCCUAAUGAACUCAGACUCCGAAAGAUGGUUGAGAAAUACAAAAAGUUAUCCGAAACCCCCGAGUUCCGUGGCCACCGUGACAGGUACACGAAAGUCGUUCGCCGCUUUGCCUCCGCAAACAUGCCUUCCCUCGUCCACGAAUUCCUCCAACACCAGAAGAAGGUCGAUGACAUUACUAACGAAGAAUUCACUGCUCGCCUCAUUUCGCUGUACGGAAAGUGUAAGAUGUUUGAUUAUGCCCGCAGCUUGUUCGAUGAAAUGCCGCAGUUGAACUGCCCCCGUACAUUCCCAAAGAUUGAGGAGAUUUUGGGAGAUCUGGCUCCGAAAUUGGGGAUAGAACCGGACAGGGUAUCAUAUAAUACUGUUAUCAAUGCAUUUUGUGAGAUGGGUGCUUUGGAUUCUACGCUUUCAGUGGUGGAUGAGAUGGAGAAGAAAGGAAUACAACCUGAUGUAAUCACUUUCAAUACGCUACUCCAUGCUUUCUAUUGGAGUGGGCGGUUUGCAGAUGGAGAGAAGAUGUGGGAUUUAAUGGAGACCAAGGAUAUUGUUCCUAAUGUGUGGAGUUAUAAUGCGAGGAUGCGAGGAUUGGUUUCCGAGAAUAGGCUGCAAGAGGCUAUUGAACUGCUUGACAAAAUGAGGAGUAAUGGAGUUCAACCCGAUGCUGCAACUUACAAUGCUUUCAUGAGAAAGUUUUGUCUGGAUAAGAACUUGGAGGAAGCUAAGAAUUGGUACCACAAACUACGCGAGAAUGAUUGUGAACCAGAUAGGGUGACUUAUCUGACCCUUGUUCCCUUUCUUCGUGAGAAAGGUGAGUUUGAUAUGGCUCUUGAGAUGUGCAAGGAGAUCAUAAACCGAGGUUUGUACGUUCCACCUACUUUAUUACAGCCGCCUGUGGUAGAUGAGUUGAUCAAGGAGUCGAGGAUUGAAGAUGCUAGGGGGCUUGUUAAAUUGGCGAGGACUAAUCGUCGUGUCCGUUACUAUAAACUAAAUCUGCCAUCAUGA
This is a messenger RNA of Tripterygium wilfordii, 1098 nucleotides long. Its product is annotated as pentatricopeptide repeat-containing protein At3g13150-like. The coding region runs from base 1 to 1098 and encodes 365 amino acids. Lineage: Eukaryota; Viridiplantae; Streptophyta; Magnoliopsida; Celastrales; Celastraceae. The record is from RefSeq and is a predicted model, not a curated record. The transcript is spliced from 2 exons. Gene Ontology annotation, cellular component: chloroplast. Gene Ontology annotation, molecular function: protein binding.